AUGUCCCGCGAGUCCCAUGAGCACACCUUUCGGACUGCGCUCGCUAAUGAGUUUCAGUGGCGCAAUCUUUACCUGAAGGAGUUCGGCUGCUGCACCUACCCACCACCGAUAGCGAAAGACCCUAGCACCACUGCCCAUAACGUCUAUCCGAUGCGACGGCAGGCCAUCCUCCUUCAGCGCGAAAGCAGCAGCAGCAGCAACAGCAGCGAAGGUGCUGGUGACAACGUAGAGGAUGAUGACCACUAUGAUGAGUCGACGGUGGAUACCGACAGGGAGGGGAGCUACCAACCGAACGGUAGCUCAGUUCUCCCCGAAUUCUGCCUUAGCGGUGGUGACAGUGACAGACCCAACCCGAAAAGGCACCAAUCUCACUACGUUGGCCUGGAAGGUGCGGAAGACCCCUGCACAAGCGACUCGCCUCGCGACUGCGGCACGGCUGAUCAGUUUUUCAGCCUGGACAUGUCUUUCUCUGUUGACGGGCAUGGAGCCAGAACACACAGCUUCCGCCGCCCUGUCCACAGCAGCGGUGCGCGACGGUUGGGCCACGGCGCCGUUCUGCGCAAAGACGACUUCUUCGACACCAACGAUGUCUUCUCGACGAAGUUCUUUAGUUUUCUGUGGCUGAAUUCGGAUACAGACAAUGAUGACGACGAAAGCGCGAGCGGCACGCGCACGGUCGACCACGAGCGCCGGCGAUGGGAAGCGCGCGACGCAGCCAACGGGCAACGCACAAGGCACCGCGCGCUGAACAGCAAGAACCCCAGUCUCCUCACGCUUUCGAGACCCGACUUCUCGUCUCUGGCAAACCAAACUUUCGAUACGAAUCCACACGGGUUGCCAGAGGCGGUGCUGCGUCUGCACCACCAGACAUGGGCCCUGCUGAUGGAUAACCGCCUCAUGGCCUGGGUGCACCGUGAAGCCGCCGACCACUGUCAGCGCGCCACGCAACUGCGGCAGCGCCUACUCGAAAUUAUCGCGCUUGGCCCUUCCUCCGCGGACGUCGCUGGAAGCGCCACAUUUGCCUCUCCCACCCACGUCAGCAGCGCACUCGCGGUGCCGGAAGAUGCGCUGCAACGCACUUUGGAGAGCUUCUCGCCUUUCUUUGUCGUCAUCUCGCCUCCGGCGGUAGUGCAGCGGGCAGUGGAUCAGUUCCAGGCGGCGCGACGGGGCCAGCUCCGCAGCGUCAACGGACACCAGCCCGCUGCCACCGCCGUGGCUGAUCUUGUCGGCCUUCCGCUGCUUAGUCAGUACGGCUCAUGGCGGGAGGCCUACGAGCACCGCCAUCGCUGGGACAAGGCGCCAUUCUCUUUCUUCUUCAUACACGACGUCAGCUACAACUACGCCCAAGUCACAGCCAUGCUCGUGGAGCUGCAGUUGCUCUACACCCACGCCCACACUCACUCGCGGCUCUGUGUAGAGGCGAGGCGGGAGUCUGUGUUUCUACAGAACGCAGCCCGUCAACUCACCACCUCGAGCAGCGCAACCUGCAAUACGGAGGAGCGGUGCCACACGUGCCCGCUCAUGCUCAUCCAAGAGAUGACAGAGCGCAUUAUCCUGGCCUACGAGCAAAGCUCCACACGCACGACCCUGUCGAUGCUGCGCCGAGUGCUGGACUUCCUGACAGAUGCCGCGCUAGACACGGUGACGGCGCACCGCUUCAUCAGUCGUAUGGCGCUUCUGCGGCAGCACCAGUUUCAGCUGCCAGGUAUGGCCACGACGCGCCCUUCGCCAGCCUCGACAACGGCUCCCGCUUUCCCCACUGCGGCCGCUUUUAACGCCACACAGGUUAGAGAGGGCGAUACGACGACGGCUGGUAAAGAGGAUCUACAAUCAACAAGGCGCAACCUUAGUGUCUCCAAGAUGGAAGAUGGCGCCUCUACAAGUGACGAACUCUCCGGCACCGGCGCCAGCGGCGUCCUCAACAUUGACGUAGAGCCGCAGCGUGUCACGGAGCGCGACAUCAACGCACUCUUUGAAAUUGCCUACUGGUUUGUGGAUGUGACGACAGCGAACGCCAAGGUACCACUUGAUCCAGCUCUGAUCGCAAGCGCGACGGCACCGCUAUCAGCGGCGCGAGUAGAGCCACUCAACAAUCGACUGGGAGUAUUCAGGAGGGUGAGCCGAAGUUCCCCAGGCAGUAGAUCACCGUUAGACACAAUGUUGUACCAGGUUGAGGGAUCGCAUCUGGCCUCGCCACGUCACGGCAAUGCCCUCUCCCCGACUGGAGCAGAUGACCCGUCGCUCUCCCUGCCGCCGCGGCCGCAGCCGCAGCCGUACUUGCCUGGUCGCGCACAGAUGUACAACCCUGUCGAGUCCCUUGUAGAAGCGGUGGCGUUGCUGGAGGUGUACCAGAAGCCGCUACAUCUGCGCGAUGAUCGACCCGACCGUGUCGGCCGCAAGAAGCGGCAGAGCGUAUUGCCGGCUGACGUGAAGGCCCGCCGUGGCGACCGUGGAUCUGGGAGGUUUACAUCGUCGAGUCUCGCGCCGGCCCCCAUCUCCGACACCUUUGCAAGUUUCAUCAGCCCUUUGGUGGUUCUCACCACCUACCUCCGCCUACACGGCGGCAAUUGGCUGAAGCAGCUCUGCCGCCGUGUCUUCGAGUCGCUACACAGACCGAAUGUUCAGCUCUACGUCAACACCCUUGAGCUCGAUGCGGCGUGGGCGGCUCUACAGCCAUCCCCAUCCCCAUCCGCACAAGACGCGUUCAACGGCACUGACACUGCAGCGACGCGAGGGAGCCAACGCCAACAAAUCCGACUGCCAGGAGGCGCGCCGUCCGCCCCAAACACCGCCGCCAACAAAGAGGUGGCGCGCUGCGACUUCCUCUACCGACUUGGCACUCUGGAAGACCUCAUUUGCCAGGACAUACUGUACGCUCUGAACAGCUUUUUCGGGUUCCUGUACGGCAAGCGCUCAGCGGCGCGCUUGCCGCAAGGCAUCUCCGUCCUUCUCACUCAGUUUGUGUCCACCGUACACCUGCACAUGCUCGAGAGCGUUGGCGCCACUCGGGCUGCGGCGGCGGCGGCGGCGUCUGGCAACAGCCAUCAUAAUCGACCGCGGCGUCCCGGCACUCGUGCUAGCUCAACUACUCCUGUAGGAGGCAUGACGGCAGAUGCGCCGAGCCGCAUUGCGGAGGACUGCCUCCGGGUGUGCAGACAGCGCUACUACGCUGGUCUGCGCCGACGCGGCGGCGCUGGUGAGUCGGGAGCGCCCCACACACCCGCCUUCUGCAGUGUGGAUGUCCCCGUGACGGGCACCAGCGGGAGGGCCAUGCCCGAGGCAACUGCGCCCGCUGCCUCGCUGCCACGCCUCCUGCACACGAUUGAGCAGCACCGCCUCGGGAAGUUCAUCCUCUUCGACUGCUGGAUUCUGCCGGCCCUCAACAACGCGGUAUCGCUCGGCUUCCUUGCUUCCGACUCACCAAUGCACCUCCGCUGGAACGUCGACGCGCUCGCGCGCUAUCUCAAGAUCCUUGUGCACGCACCCUUCGUCGAACAGGACAAGAUGGACUUCGCCAGCCUCUCCAGAAGCUCUCUGGAGGGCGUCAGGCGACGCAGGAGUAGCAACGUGCGUUGCAAUGACGGUGGUGGCGGUAAGGGUGGCCGCGGUACUGACACAGAGCAGGGAGACAGCAAACCUGGCACUCACGCCGGUGGACGCGGCGCCGCGCGUCCUACGGUGCUGUCGCUGCCGCCGUACCUCACCGGCAUCUACGACGUCGCCACCGGCUCGCUGGUGCGCAUGCAGACCUCCAUAUCCAUGAUCACCACCGCCGGAUGCGACCCAUCUAACACGGUACUGACUGCAGCGGCAGCGGCCGCGCAUCCGACCGCACUCAGUACGCUGUCGUCGACGUUGUCGAGUCCCGUUGUGAACACGGUGGGCUACGGUGAAUUCGAGGACGGCGAGGCACUCUCAACGCGGGACACCAAGAACAACUGCGAGGACGUCUCGAUGAUGGAGGAAUCGCCAACGCAGUGGGGCCAGUCGAGGCGGACGCUGGAGGCGACGGCUCCCCCAUCCAGUGUCACUGUUGCGUACGAGACGCCGUCUCUAGCGGCUCCGCAGCGGCACUCCGAAGUUCCACGAGCCGGUCAGCGUCGGGGAUCUGCUGCGGCUUCCAUCAAGUUGACGGUGACACCACCGUCUGGAAGUUCCUCCCGUUUGUUCUCCACGGAAGGAGAAGCUGCCGCGGCAGCCGCAGAGAUGUCGUCACCUAGCAUGUAUCUCGACACGGACAGCUUUGCCGGCUCACCAAGGGACCUGCACGGCAACCCGUUGAUGUCGUCCCCGGGGUCGCAGCGUAACGCCGAGAUGCCUCUUAGUAGCGCCACUCCACUCGCACCACUGCCACCGCUUGACUUUAUUCCCAGCGCUACAGCGGCGGUGGCGCACCCGUAUGUGGUGAUGGAUGACGCUGUGUGGCUGGACAUGUCCCCGGUGCUGCAGAGUCUCAACGACAGGAUCGGGCUGAAGUUCUGCGACCGUGGCACGGGUGAGGCGUUAGCCAGCGAUAGCGAAACUGCGACGUCCAUAACGCAGCUUCCCACGAUGAACAAUCGCGGCGGGGGGGUGGGUCCGCCUGCUGAUGGAGCCUUGAUGGACUCAGUCACGCUUACCGACCUCUCUCUCCUUGAUGUGCCAGCGUUGCAGAUUCUGAACGACUUCACGUACGCGGCAUGCACGGACGACAGCGAUCACGUCGUUGUGCCUGAGUUUGAGGUGCUGCCGUCGAUGGCAGCGGGGUGCCUCGAGAAGCUCUACGAGCUCGCUACCGACACACAUCCGAUGGUUGUCCACGCGUUGCAGAAGGGAACCUUUCACUUUGCCUACAAGGACCCUGGCAGCGCACCCUCUGGACUGACGUCCUUGUACACAGCGUGCAUGAAUGGAGUGCUGCUGCACCCCCGCACCGCCGCGCACGUGCUAAAAAACACCAUGGAUAACAAUGCACCUUUCUCUCGCAUGCUGCUGAAGCCGGUGGCGGACACGACGGCACUCGACCUGCUUGGUCGCCUAGCCACGUACUCACGCGAUGUACCCAUGGUGGAUGUGAACGCCGUUGUGCCACUGAUGAACUGCAUGGUGCCCACCCGCAGCGGUACUGGAGGCGGAGGACCACACGCAAGGAUGACCUUUUCGCCCAGCAGUACGACACUGCCGGCGGUUGGCGCACGGAACCCCAGCGCAGCUUCGACGAGUGCAACUGUUUCACACCGCUGGGAACGCGAGUCGCGCCGGCUGCUGCGCGAGUUUGUCUUCCUCACCACGGGUAACGCAGACUGCAGAUCGCCGCUGCCGCUCGUGCCGGGGCUUCGGCGGCCAGUGGGACCCCCUCACCCGGCGCACAUGAUCCGCGCCGGCGCAGCUCGCAUUAUGGAGGACACUGGCGGUCUGACGCCGAUGGUGUUCGACCCAUGGUGGCGCGCAAUGGUAGUGGCACUAUGCGUUAAGGCGUCGAACAUGUUUGCUGAGUGCAGCGGCGAUCAGUCGGUGUCGUUUCAGGAGAUGUGCCACGGGCAGGCCGAGGAGUCCCAGCGCCUUCAUCGGUGCAUCGCUGCUAACUUCGUUAAUACGAAGGGCCGCGAUACGUGCGAGGAGGACGCCAUGACGACGGUGAGCAGGUCAUCACAACGACAGAUUUCUCUCACGGAGCGUAGCAGUGGUGUCAGCAGCCUGCCACUCUGGCCAAGUCGGAGGCUCAAGCAAAAGUCCAAGGCAGGAAGGGGGAGGGCGAGGGGCAGCGGAGCGGCAAAGUCCACUGGCACGAAGAGAGGGAAAAAUGGACGCAAGGCCGCCGCCGCCGCUGCAACGUAA
Messenger RNA from Leishmania braziliensis MHOM/BR/75/M2904, 5817 nucleotides. RefSeq lists its product as hypothetical. NCBI's taxonomy places the organism in Eukaryota, Euglenozoa, Kinetoplastea, Trypanosomatida, Trypanosomatidae. The coding region runs from base 1 to 5817 and encodes 1938 amino acids. The record is from RefSeq and is a predicted model, not a curated record. The transcript has a single exon.